UAUUCUUCUUCUGCUCCCUAUUCCGGAAGUAGCUGCUGCGUUGGUUCAAUCUCCAAGCCGACCAUUUCGAGGAGGAAAAUCAGCGCCAGCAGUAUCAUCACCACCAUCUAUCUGAUCCAAUAAUCAAUGCCAUUACUGCUGUGUAAUUGCUCUCGGAUGCGAAGACAUCUCCAUGCGUCUUCCUCGUUUUUUUCCCUCCUCUCCUUAAUUAGAAAAAUCGCACGGUGCCUUCAUCCCCCUGCCUCUCUUUGACAUUUCAGCGUUGCCUGCUGUAUUUUUGGCUUUGCGAUGAAAUGCUGAUGGACAUCGAGCGAGGAUGGGAAACAUGGGGCUCUCGGGUGUUUUUGUGCUGCCGUGCUGCCUUCUAGGCUCCUGAAAAUGCAAAUGAAAAGGAUUGUGUUGUUGAUCUCGACGUGGAUUGUCGUGUCGGUGAAUGGCUCGUGGAUGGAGAUUUACAGAAAGGAGAUGAAAUAGAGGGGAAAAAAAGGAGAGAGAAGGAGAGGAGGGAGAGAAAAAAAUGGACCAUGAUCUGAGGCUUGAGAUGCUCCAGUGAGGGACAAUAAGACACGUUUUCUAAUCAGAUCUGAUCAAACUUCCUUUUCAGCUUGAAUUUUGGAUUAUGAUUCUUGACAAGAGUCCCAGAUGUGACUGUAUGGAUGGCAUGUCGUUGUAUUUUACAUCCCAUCAUCUCCUCUUUCCUGCCUCUGUGCUUCUCUCUCUUCCACUCGUCCACUCUCUCGCAGUCUUCUGCUUUGGGUAGCAAAACAUGUAGGCUAUUUUUUUCCCCCUCUUUUUGCUGCAAGCCCACAGUGCAAUCAGAGAAUAACAAGGAAGACAAUGGACCGUGGAAAUGACGCGAAAAGGGGACAAGGUGUAGUGGAUUUUUUGGGGUAGGGUGGAAGAUGCAUCUGAGUUGUUUGAGUAAUGAAUAUUGAAAGAGUGAGUCGGCCAGCUGAAAGGGAAAAUCUUUCAUCCGCAUUGGCUUAGACACAUGCCAUCAGUGGAGCUCGAGCCUUUAUUUCGAGCUGGUAAUCAUGGAGGUACACUGAAAGCACUGGAUCUGUGACUAUAAUAAUAAUAAUAAUAAUAAUAAUAGUAAUAAUAAUAAUAGGAGGAUUAAAGGCAUCACAAGUUGAUUAUUGAUUCCACUUUGGCUGAAACAUGUUCAAGUAUCGGAUCCGCAUGUUUUUCAAUGAACUGAAAGUCCUGGUGUUUAUGCGAUCCGAUUCGAGACAGUCCGGCUCAGACACAGAUAGACACAGGUCCAACACCACCACCACCAUGCGAGGUCUGGGGAUGGGCGGCUGCGGCUGGCCCCCGUUCGUCGACUGCCAUUCCCGGGACGACGAGGAGGAGUACUACGGCAGCGACCCGCGGCCCCGGAGCCUGGCUUUUGAGGACAAGGAGCCCAAGCUGCAAGUGGGCCUGGACGCCGUGUCUCUGGCCAGCACCGCCAGCAGCCUGCGGACCCCCCAGUGCCGGAUCUGCUUCCAAGGCCCAGAGCAGGGUGAGCUGUUGAGCCCCUGCCGCUGUGACGGCUCUGUGCGCUGCACGCAUCAGCCCUGCCUCAUCCGCUGGAUCAGCGAGAGAGGCUCCUGGAGCUGCGAGCUCUGCUACUUCAAGUACCAAGUCCUGGCCAUCAGCACCAAGAACCCUCUGCAGUGGCAGGCCAUCUCUCUGACCGUGAUAGAGAAGGUGCAGAUUGCAGCCAUCAUCCUGGGUUCCCUUUUCCUCAUCGCCAGCAUCUCCUGGCUCAUCUGGUCCUCCCUCAGCCCCUCGGCCAAGUGGCAGCGCCAGGACCUGCUCUUCCAGAUCUGCUACGGCAUGUACGGCUUCAUGGACAUUGUCUGCAUAGGCCUCAUCAUCCACGAGGGAUCAUCAGUGUAUCGAAUCUUCAAACGAUGGCAGGCUGUCAAUCAGCAGUGGAAAGUACUGAACUAUGAGAAAUCAAAGGACUUGGGUGACCCGGUGAGUUCGAGCAGCAAGGCAGGGGCUCGUGGAUCUCGCGGUAACCCUCACGGUCUGGCUAGCAGCAGCGCUGGGCGACAGAGCAGGAGGCUAAGAACUAUUCUGAACCACCACUGUGGAUACACCAUCUUGCACAUCCUGAGCCAACUGAGGCCGAACGACCCGCGGAUCAGCGCCGCAGCCAACCGGGAGGUGGUGAUGAGGGUCACCACGGUAUGAGACAUAGAUGGACACCGUCUUUGUGUGCAGAUGUAAAUGAGAGCGUGGACUCAUGGACCUGAUCUUAAAUGAAAAAGACUCGUGUAGGCGACAGGAGCCCUGCGAGGAGCUGCCAGACAGACGGCACACUUGAGGAUUUCUCCUCUUGUUUCUUACAACAAAAGGAAACCCGAUGCUCCUUUUCAAUAAUUUAAAACUCAUGAAAAUAAGGACGAAGAAGCUUAAAAAGACAUCAAACAAAAAUGUGGAGAGGCGAAAAAAGUGUAAACAGGCUUUAUAACCUAACCCAAGAUGACGAGACAUUUUUCCAGUUCAAUAUCAGGAUGCACAGAGACAUUUUACUUUGAUUUGAUCCUCUUGUUUUGGUUUGUAUUGAUUCCUUUUUGGGUUUUCUUUUUUACUACUCACUUUGAUUUUGUACGGAUGUAUGAUUUUAGAGGAAAUCAUGUAACUCCAUACAUGCCAAGCAUUUCCAGACAUCUAUGUAUAAUGAUCUUUGAAAAUUUCUACAAGCUAAACGAUGCUGGUAAAAAGACCGAAAACUGAAACGUACAAACAAAAACAUGAGGGGGAAACACUGAGGUGACAACUGAACAAAUAAGUCAUAACUAUAGUAAAAAAGAAAAAACAGAAAAAAAGAGAAAACAAUAAGAUUCAGUGACACUUAACCUUUCUGCAAUAAAGAUACGUAUGUACAUUUCACAGGGAAUUUUGCAUGGGUAUAUAAUUUUAUUCUUCAUCACAUAACAUAAGCACAUGACAAAUUUGCUCUAUUUCGAAUGGUGCUUGCCAAAAUAAACACUUUAAAGACAUCUGAUUUCAUCGCACCAACUUUUUGUCGACAUGACAAAUGGCAGUGUGUUACAGCUAUUUCAGCUAAAAUACAGA
This is a messenger RNA of Cheilinus undulatus (humphead wrasse), 3075 nucleotides long. RefSeq names its product membrane-associated ring finger (C3HC4) 9 (gene marchf9). Gene Ontology annotation, molecular function: ubiquitin-protein transferase activity; zinc ion binding. The coding region runs from base 1162 to 2187 and encodes 341 amino acids. The record is from RefSeq and is a predicted model, not a curated record. Gene Ontology annotation, biological process: protein ubiquitination. NCBI's taxonomy places the organism in Eukaryota, Metazoa, Chordata, Actinopteri, Labriformes, Labridae. The transcript is spliced from 4 exons.